Molecule: messenger RNA, 216 nt
Organism: Sporothrix schenckii 1099-18
Lineage: Eukaryota; Fungi; Ascomycota; Sordariomycetes; Ophiostomatales; Ophiostomataceae
Exons: 2
Coding region: 1-216 (71 amino acids)
Source: RefSeq, a predicted model, not a curated record
AUGGCGACAAUCCGAGGCGAGUCGCCGGGGCACAAAUUUAUUGACUUUGCAAUGCGAUCAAAAUAUAAGGAGGGGGGGCUGGUAGAAUUCAAGCGACACGACCAUCGGACGAACCAGGAUAGCAACCAUAGCAAGGCGGCAAACUAUUUACGGAAGUGCCAAGUAAACAAAAUAGGGGCGAGGAGGAUGCAAGAAAGUGAGGUGACGCGUUCGUAA